AUGAAUCUCAGCACCAUUCCAUUUUUAUCUGCGCUCGGAUUAGGGAACACCUUUUACCCCCUCGAUUAUUUCGGGUUGAAUCAACAACCACAUGUUGCAAUUCAACUUGACACACUCUCAUUGAACAGCGAAGAUGCCUUCAUCAAUAUGGUCCCUGAAACACCAUUCUAUGAUAUUGAGUCCGACCAACAGGCCGUGAGAGAUGCCUUGGCCAGAAUCAAAUCGUCCGAUUUCAUCGCAUGGGACGCGUCAUUUUUCGACAUUAUCGGACCAAAUGCGAAGCUCGAGCGGAUCCAGACAUUUGGAGAGCCUGCGACGGUACACGAGGCACCGGCUUUUGUUCCUGAGACCAAUGAGUUAUUUUUCUCCGAUACUCAAAUCACGGGGUGGCUAUGGGCCAUUCACGUGGACACAUUACAGAUCCUCCCUAUGGUUGGUAUCAAGGUUUUCCCUAAUGUGCAAGCACCAGAGAUCCCUACGGAUAUAUACGUCUUCAACAUGAAAACGAAGGCCCUGAAUGUUGCCACCAAUAACGUUGUCAUCACGUCAAAUGGCCUUGUUUUCUCUCCGAAUGGCUAA
Molecule: messenger RNA, 579 nt
Organism: Penicillium argentinense
Lineage: Eukaryota; Fungi; Ascomycota; Eurotiomycetes; Eurotiales; Aspergillaceae
Exons: 3
Coding region: 1-579 (192 amino acids)
Source: RefSeq, a predicted model, not a curated record